AUGAAUUCUUCGCCGAAAUAUAUUUCAGAUGAAAUUUUCGAGUUCAAAAAACAGGAAAAUCCUCGCUACCACAACGAUGUCAACACCAACAGCAACCUGAAGCAAAGUUUAACCGUCGGUACCUCUCCAUACCGUACACCCUUUUUUUCGCAAAGUCGUGAUUCUCUCGAAUCGAACGGAAGUGUUUACGAAGCUGUGUCGAUCGGAGAGACCAGUUUUGGCGGGAGUUUCGGUCACGAUGAAACGGAUGGCAGUAUUUUUGGCGGGAAGUCUCAUUCCUUUGCGGCUGACGAUGCCCAGGUGGUUCCUAAUUUCAAUGACAUUUUAGAAACAAUUCAUGUUGACUUGGAUGAAAGUAAUACUCGAUCCCACGUACAGUUUAUCACCGAAUUCGAAUCUCCCACUGAUACUUGUGGUCUUCAACGUAGAAACUUUGACAGAUCGCUUCUGAAAAGGAGGAACUCUGAGCGUGACGAAUUGGAGAUUUAUUUUCCCUGUGUUCUAACACCGAUCCCCGUUGAUCGUCUGUAUAGCACUCUUGUUGACGAUUCGACGGUAUUCAAGUUUCCAACAAGUUCGGAUGAAUUCUUACCCGAGCAUAGAGACAGUGGUGGCUUGGUAACUCAAGCACAAAGUUUCAGUCAUUCUGUUCCCAUGUCAGAAAGCAAGAAUACUUUAGAAUCGUUUGGGAAUUUUAACGUGUUCUUAAAACCAAACGGUAGUCAUGAACAGUUUGACCCAUCUGCUAAUAUGUUUGAGCUACCUACGGCGACUUUCAGGAUGAAAAAUCUUCCUGAUUCGUGUAAUUUGAUCCAGGAGAAAGAUUACUAUUUGGGAGAGGAGAUUUCUGUCACGAAGGUAAUGGAUCACCACAUGUGGUUGAUAAGAAUACGCCGGUAUCACUGUCCGUCACUGGUGCAGAAAAUAACCACAAUCUUCAGAAGUCCCUAAAAAACACUUUUUUCUUGGAGGCGGUGAAUACAGUAGAUCGAAAUUACAUUUCGAAGGCUUCGAUGUCUCUUUCAGGGUGUCCAACCUUUUGUGAAACCUUACCAUUUCAGUUAAACUCUUCCAAGCUCAUCGAAAGCGUCACCAAAUUCCCGCCGACCUUGGGAGAGAAUACAGAUCAUUCUCUUAGUCGCAUUUUGCCAGAAGAAUGCUUUACAAACAGUUUUUUUGAUCACAACCCUGCAAAAGAACUUCCCUCGAAGAAGCAGUUACAAGUUAAAGGCAGCGACGAAGCUCUUCAACUUGCUCGUGCAGAGACUUUGAUUGUUAGCGAUGGAGUAUUUUCCAAACUGGACUCAAGUCUAUGCAGCGUGCAGGAUGACUUAUGGAAAAGCACGCAGAGACGAGAACGGGAACUGCAGCGUAAUCCAAAGAAAACUAACAUUGAAAUAAAGACAACUGCCUCUCCGAAUGCUAACCGUUCGGCGUUUUUUAUGGGAAAUAGUGAAAGACCGAAGGAUAGCCACAAAUCGAAGCGUUUAAAAAAGAAAGGUAACCUUGAGGGAGAAACACGGGACCUUCACAACGAUAUGGAAAAACAGCGAAGAACUAAUAUGAAAACACGCUUUCAAAAUCUUCGCCUGACCUUGCCUGAAUUGAAAGACAAAGAGAAAGCUUCGAAAAUUGUCAUAUUGCAGAAGGCAUUCCAGUACAUUGUCCUGUUAGAACAGGAAUCGAUAGAGCUAGAAAACAGAAAAAGAGCCGAAAGGCAAAGAAAUAUAGAUCUUUUGGAAAAACUACAAAAAAUAACUUCAGGAGAUUAG
Molecule: messenger RNA, 1772 nt
Organism: Pocillopora meandrina
Lineage: Eukaryota; Metazoa; Cnidaria; Anthozoa; Scleractinia; Pocilloporidae
Source: the annotation of a GenBank genome assembly